GGAAAAAUUGACAUCACCAGAGAUUCUGUCCACAAAGCAGACAGAGGAGUCCUGUAAAAGUAAUUUCAUUCCUAAAGAAAGGGAGAGGCCAUGGGACAUUUCCUACAGGUUCUCUCCAGUUGUUGGACUCAGCCUCCUGUUCAUCCUAAUUUGCCCAGCUGCAUCUCCCUCUUCCUUUCCUCAUUGGGUGGUGUCCUUGAGAGGAAGAGACUUCCCAAUCCACUUACUACAUAUCCCCUUGACAUGCUCCCUACUUUUGUGUAGCAACCGAUAUUCAUGGCUCUGUGAAGUCUUUGUUCUUCUUGAAGUUCAUGAAUUUGGCAGGACCUUGGCUGAGCAGCAGUCUGUGUCAUCAGUUAACAACAUUUUCUUAAACUGAUGGCUUCUCCUGUCGCUUCCUUACGUACAAGUUCCUGGGUCUAUCUCUCAGCAGAUUCACAGCAUCUGAUUGUAAAGACACUUUCCUCUUCUUCCUUUCAUGGGGAUCCCGCGUUUGUGGGACAUCCCCCCCUGGAGCAGGGUGUCCCCCCUUGCUGCAGCCCCAGCCCUCAGGCAGCGCUCAGCCAAUCAGAGCGGGCAGCACUGAUGACUCAGCAGUUGCCAGGCAGACCCGCAGCUCCCAGCGUUCCCCACCUGCGCCCAGCGCCCCCCUCGAGGGGAAUUUGGGGAGGUGGGAGUGGGGCAGCGCCAAGGCCGGGCCCCCCCGCGCUGUCCUGGCGGGAGCGGCUGCAGUGGGGACCGAGUGCGGGCGGGAGCGGCCGAGAGCCCAGCGCUGCCCCAGCCCGACCUGCCCCAGCUCCAUCCCUGCCCCUGCCGUGGGAUGCUGUGGGUUUGGGGGCAAGAGGGAGCCGGCAGCGGGUGCUGGGCCUGGGGCAGGAGGAGAAGGGAAGGAGGAGAAGGGAAGGAGAAGCAGGGUUGAAGAACAAAAUGGUGAAACCCUGGACGUGGGAGGAGAGGGUGGGAUUGUGCAGGAGAAGGAGGAGUUGUAGGAGGAAGAAGAGUGUGAGGAAGAGCAGGAACAGAGGAGGAGGAGGAGCAGAAAGAGGCGGCACCACACGGUUCUACCUCUCCCUGUAUCUGCAGCCUCCCCCCAGCCCCAGGAGGUUUGUCCCCCAUAUGCAACAGGUGACCAGGGGAGGGGGAAUCCAUGAUUAUCACAGAGGCUGAAUCUUGGUGUUUCUGGGCUUCAUUGGGCAAAUGUUGGUGCUUUUGUUUUUUGUGAGGGCUGAAUCUCUGUAUUUUGGAGGGGGGUUUUGCUGAAUAUUGAUGUGGGGAAGUUUUUGAUCUGCAUUUUGAUGUUUAGAGGAUUUUUGACUUUCCCAGAUGAACUUGGGCAUGGAGGUUUUCCCAGUCCAAGCUGCUCUCCUCUUGAUUUUUUCUGCAAACCAGGAUUUUUCAUUCCCAGGGUGUGGCCUGAUGGAGGAGGAGGAAAAGCCCCGAAUGUACCUCAUGAAGAGGGGCUGCAAACCGUACCCAGGGAGUUCUGGGGAGGAAAGAGCCCCCAUGAGCCAGGAAUGCAUCCUGCCAUCCAGCCAGAGCUUGGAGCUGGUGGAGAAGCCUCAUGGCAGGGAGAAGCCACACAGGUGCUUGGAAUGUGGGAAAUGUUUCAGCUGGAGCUCCACCCUGAGGCAGCACCAGCCAUGGGAGAGAGAAGGGUGUGAAAGGAGGAUCUGGAUUGGGCAUGGAGGAGGAGAAAUAGGAAGAGGAGGGAGAGAAGCGGAGGAUGGGAAAAGGAAGAGCAGGAACAGGAGGAAGAAGAGGAGGAGCCGCAGCAGAACCACGCUGUUUUCCCACUCGCCCGCUGAGUCUGCAGCUCUCCUGGCCCUGGCAGCAUCUAUCCCCCCAGAUCUCACAGCCAGGAUUUGUCAAUCCCAAUCUUUGUCUGGAUGGAGCUGGAGGAGGCUGCGAGGAAAAGGAAGAUGGCCUGGGACACUGAGGCAGGCAAGGAGGAAGUCACUGCCCCUUUCUCCCUCUCCUCUGUUUCAUGUCUCAGCCCAACAUUUCCUCUGGCUGCAGGACAACCCCGCUACCAAUGCCGUCCUGCCAAGGAUGAACUGGGGGAAUCUCCUUCCCCUUCCCUCUGGCAAAGAGGCAAAUCCCAUCCUGUCCUUGUCCACAGCUCCUUCCCCUUCUCAUUCUGUCCUUCUUCCUUCCUCAUUCCUUCCUCUCCUUUUCUUUCCUUUCCUUCCCCAGGCACUGAGCUGCAGACGGAGACCAGGGAGAGCAAAUCCCUGCUGCAGAACCUCAUGGAAAAGGCCGUUUUGAGCAGCCCCAUGGCAUGGGAAUCCAAUGGGGAGGAUAAGCCCUGGAGAUCCCACACAAGGAGGGGUUGCAAACCCAGCCCUGGCAGCUGUGAGGAGGAAAGAUGCCCCCUGUGUCCAGAAGGCAGCCAGAGAUUCAUUCAGAACUCAGAGGUGGUAGAGACAACUCGUGGUUGGCAGAAACCCCACAAGUGCUUGGAAUGUGGGAAGGGCUUCAGCUGGAGCUCUGGAGCUCAGAUGUGAUCUGGCUCCAGGUGAUCCACAUGGGGAAACGGCCCUACAAGUGUGGGGAGUGUGGGAAGGGCUUUGGGUGGAGCUCCAACCUCAUCAAUCACUGCAAGAUCCACACUGGGGAGAGAACCUAUGAGUGUCCCGAGUGUAGGAAGUGGUUUCUGAGCAGCUCCAAUCUCAUCGUAAUGAGUCAAGGGAUCAGCUGGAAAUGUAUUUACGAUAAUUGAAAACUGUGGAUGAGUCAAGGGGCCAGCUGGGAGUAUAACUGAGAUAGUAGAAGAUUGCAUAUUUUAGUUAAGAUUUUAAAAUUAGUUAAGAAGGUAUGUUAGCUAAGCAAAAAUCACAUAGGUUAGUGAAAGAGUAACAAAUAUAUUAGAAAGUAAAGCUCGGAGUGACAGGGAUAGAUGUAGCAAUUGUGGAGGAGCAGAGACGAUAGAAAUAUCUUGCCUUAAGAAUAAUCAGUUUGGAGAGGCUUGGACCAUGACCAGCAGAUCAAAAAAUCCUGCAAACUCGCCAUGGGUGAAGAGUUUACCAUGAGGAAGAAAGCUUUCUUCUUCACAUACGCCCACUCCCUUAUUUCAAAAUCCCACAGACCCAAUUAAGGCAGUGCAAUUGCGCAGUCAUAUUAGGUAUUCAGCUGACUAUAAUACAAAGUGGGCAGAUAAUGAUUCUGUAUUAUGCAUCCUUAGAAACUGCUUGGAUAUGUAAAACCUUUUCUGUAUAAAUAGAGAGCAGGAGUCUGCAACUCCUUGCACAUCCAUUUGGAAAUGAUUCCCUGUGUGUCCAGCACUGCAAUAAAAUACCCUUCUUUUCAACUUUAA
Messenger RNA from Agelaius phoeniceus (red-winged blackbird), 3313 nucleotides. The record is from RefSeq and is a predicted model, not a curated record. Lineage: Eukaryota; Metazoa; Chordata; Aves; Passeriformes; Icteridae.